This is a messenger RNA of Closterium sp. Yama58-4, 6423 nucleotides long. The record is from the annotation of a GenBank genome assembly. Lineage: Eukaryota; Viridiplantae; Streptophyta; Zygnematophyceae; Desmidiales; Closteriaceae.
AUGCCGUGCCUCGGAUCGUUGCCAGCAUCGGAAAGAUCAGAGGAGGACAGGGAUGGGGAGGAGACAGACGCAGGAGAUGGGACCGGGGACAUGGAUGACAUGUUGCGUCAUGAUGGCCUGCAGGAGAGUGUGGUGGGUGGGGUGCGAUCUGGUGCGGUGAAGACACGUGCAGAGGGGUUGGAGAGGCUGCAGGCGCUGAUUGAGGAGCUGGGGGAGCACACGGAUGCCAUGUCUGCUAGCUUCAAUUCCAUGCGCCAACUCACCCCCACCCUGACCCGGCCAGUGGUGGAUGCAGCAGCAGAUGGAGGUGGGGCAGCAGCACUUGGGGAUGGAGGUGGGGCAGCGGGAGGAGGGGCAGCGGGAGGUGGAGCAGCGGGAGGUGGGGCAGCAGCAGGAGGUGGAGCAGCAGGAGGAGGAGCAGGAGGAGGAGGAGAUGGAGCAGCAGAAGCUCCUGGGGGGGCAGCAGUGCGUGAGGGAAGAGCAGCAGUGCAAGGAGAGAGAGGAGGGGCGGCGGAAGCAUCGCAACGGGCGCAAAGCAUGCUAGAAGGCGGAGGGUCGGAACAGGUGGCAGCAGGAGAGGCGGCAGCAGGGGAGGCGGCAGCAGGAGAGGCGGCAGCAGGAGAGGCGGCAGCAGGAGAGGCGGCAGCAGGAGAGGCGGCAGCAGGGGAGGCGGCAGGAGGGGAGGCGGCUGCAGGGGAGGUGGCAGCAGGGGAUGCAAAACUGAGCAGCAGAAAGUCAAGCUUGAAGCAUUCGGAAGGGUGCCAUGCAGCAGUCCCUGUGCACGUGCUGUGCCCUCUUCUGGAGUCCCUGACCCUUCAAUCCCUCCGCUUCACCUCCCCGCCCCAUGUCCCCUGGCUGCCUCCCUCCCUUUCUUCUGAGUCUCCUCGCAUGUAUCUCUCCUCCUCCCCUGCCUCUCCACCCUCCUAUUCAUGUCACUCAUCUUCCUCCUUUUCCUUCUCCUCCUCCUCUUCCCCCUCGUCCAGCUCUUCCCGCCCCUCCUCUGCCCCGUGCCCAAGCGGUCACCCAAUGUCCUUUGAGUCCCUUGCCCGAGCUGCAGCCUUCAGGCACCUCAAGCAUCUCGCCUUGGUGUGCUGCGUAGGGUUGAAGGAACAGGAAUGGCUGGAACUACUGGGAGCGUGCCCCAAGUUGGAGGAGCUAAGGGUGUUGCAAAAUAGUGAAAUCUCAGACGCAGUGGUCGCGGGAAGCAGGCUGGGAGCGCUCGCUAGUUUGACUCUGGUGGAGUGCGAUAAGAUUACAGCGACCGGCAUUGGAGGGGUUCUUGGAAGCUUCCCGAGGUUGAGCCUCCCGAUGCACACCUCCCUCCCUCUUCACCCCUCGACUCUCGCCCCUUCCCCCGUGGUUCAGGCUCUUGAUCUCCCUCGGGCUGAACGCAUGCCAUCGCCCUUUUCCCCUUCCUUCAGGCUCCUGAAUUCCCUGGAGCUUAACUCACGCUAUGCACGCGCGCGUCUCUCCUACACACGGCAGCCGCCACUCCCUCCCAUGCACCUCCUCCCCUCGCUCCAGUCCCUCUCGCUCCUCUACGUUCCCUCAGACUUACUCCCCAUUACCCGCUGCUCCUCCCUCACUUCUCUCACCCUCUGGAACCCCGAAUCCUCCUCCCUCUCCUCCCUUGCCUUUUCCUCCUCCACCCCUGUUUCCUCCACGUCCUCCUCCCCCCUCGCGUCCUCCCCCCUCGCGUCCUCCCCUCUCGGGUCCUCCCAUCCAUCCCCUCUCCGCACGACUCUCACAUCUCUCACCAUUCACUCCGCCAAACUGCAGGGCUCCCUCGCAUCCCUCGCCUUCUUCCCCGCCCUCUCCUCCCUCUCCCUCCACUCCUGCACCAUCGACCCAUACGAGCUCCGCUCCCUCUCGCGCUCCCUCCACUCCCUCACCCACCUCAUAAUCCACUCUUGCCCACUCGUCUCUUCCCACUCCCUCAUCCCCAUCCUCCAAGCCAACCCAGCUCUCUCCUCCCUCUCCCUCCAAGGAACCAUCUACCGUCUGUUCGCUGCACAGGGCUUCCGCUCCCUGCUCUCGCACACCUCCUCCCAGCUCCACUCCCUCCACCUCGCCGGCCUCCCAUCCUUCCGCCCGGGCUUGCUUGCAGCCUGCAGUGCCCUGCGGUCGCUCAGCCUGGAAGGAGUACUUGGAUCUUCGGACUCGUUGUUGCCGCGUGCUGCAUCAUUAGACGGCCUUGUGGGUAUGCUCGUGCGCGUGGAACGGAGAGGAGGAUCGGCAGGACAGGAAGCAGGAGGAGGGGCAGGAGGGGAUAGAGGAUCGGACGGGCAGGAGAGAGGACAAAGAAGUGCUUCUGCAGCAGCUGCAGUGGCGCUGGUAUUACUGAGGGGAAGCAACAAGUCGUGGGAAAAGUACGUGGAUAUUCGCACAGAGGCAGAGGCAGCACAGGCGGACAAGCUCGCAGCUGUGAGGGACGUACUUGAUUUCUUGACAACUGCUGAGGAAACCCAUGAUGCUGCGUUUUCGGAGGCCAAUCAGGUGGUGCGAGCAGAGGGCGAGAGUGCUGUGGCUCGGAUCACCGCAAGCCUUGGGAAGAUCAGGUUCGGGAUCUCAGUGUGCCGGUCCUUCGAUGCUGCUGUCCGCGAAUCGAAUGCAGCUGUGGAGUGGGAGGAAAAAAUAAUGAGGUCCUUUGAUGCUGCUGCUGCUGCUGCUGCUGCUGCUGCCGCUGCCGCUCCUGCCCCUGCUAACCCCAAUCUAGCUGCUGAUGUUGCCGCUGCAGCUCCCUCCAAUGUAGCUGCUGCUGGUGGUCCAGUGUCAGGGUUCUUUUCUACAGAGCUGGAUGCUGGCGACGAGGUCAGGGAUGGGGAUGAGGAAGAAAAAGAAGUUGAAAUCAUGGAUGCCACGCUGACUGGUGAAUCCUUUCCUGAGAGUGUGCUGGGUGGGGUGCGGUCCGGUGCGGUGGAUACACGUGAAGCGGCCGUGAACAGGCUUCAAGCGAUGGUAGGGAAGCUGAUGGACGCCAUGCGUGCUGUGUAUGCUAGCUUCCGGCGCAUGCGCCCACUCAGCUCUGAUCCGAGGCCUGCUCCUGCGGGAUCAGGGGCGGAUGCUGCCGCAGCAACCGCAGCGGCCGCAGCCGCAGCAGAUGGAAGAGCAGCAGUGAAUAGAGUGGUGGGAGGAGGGGCGGCAGAAGCAUUGCAGCAGACGAGAAACGCACUAGAAGACGGAGGGCCAGCAGAGGUUGCAGCAGGGGAGGUGGCAGCAGGGGAUGGGAAGCUAAGCAGCAGCAAGCCAGGAGUCAAGCGUUUAGAAGAGUGCGGGCCUGCAAUCCCGGUGCAAGUGUCCAUUGCUCGAGCUGCUGUUUUUGGACAGCUGAAGCGGCUGCACGUGGUGCGCUGCUUGGGGUUGGAGGAGCAGGAAUGGCUCCAACUGCUUGCUGCAUGUUCUAAGUUGGAGCUGCUAGAGGUGCAACAAGAUGACACAAUUUCAGAUGCAGUGCUAGCGAGAAGCAGGCUGGGAACGCUCGCUAGCUUGACGGUGAUCAAGUGUGAUAACAUCACAGCAGCUGGCAUUGGAGGGGUGCUUGGAAGCUUCCCCAGCAACGCCAUGGACAAUCAAGAGCAGCAUCCUCCACUACCCCCCACAAACGGUACAGCACCGGAUGGAUCCGCCGCUUCCGGCGCUGACGCUGCUUCCGACGACGCGGGAAUCAAGAUGGUUCUCCCCAACAUUAGUUUCUCCAUGGCUCAACCCACCAUCGGCGCAACCGGCGGACCACCUGGCGGAGGGCCCCACGGCGGACCUUCCCCUCAUGGUGGACCAACCCCCGCGCUUCCCCCCUAUCCCCCGCCGUCCAAUGAGGGUUACCCCUCCGGCGGAGGAUACCCGCCGGAUUCCGCGCCGCGUGCCACGGGGCUCGGCGCGCUUGGCAUCGGCGGGGAUGGGGGAGACAUGCGCGGGGAUACGCGCGGGGAGCACGGAGAUCACAGGCAGAAGCGCUCCGCGGGGGAGAUGUACGGCGGGGAAACGGGCGACUCCGCGCGGCCCGGGGAGCGCGGGGAGCGCGGGGGGGGUCCAGGCGGAGAGAGGGGCGGGGGGAGCGGGGAGCAGAAGCGGUGGCCGGGGUGGCCGGGGGAUAAUGUGUUCCGGUUCGUGGUGCCGAUGGGGAAGGUGGGGAGCAUCAUAGGGCGGCGCGGGGAGUAUGUGAAGAAGAUCUGUGACGAGACCAAGGCGCGCGUUAAGAUCGUCGAGGGCGCUCCGGGCCAUGACGACCGCGUGGUUCUAGUGUCAGGAAGAGAGGACCCUGACUCUGAGCUCCCACCAGCCGUGGUGGCAAUGCUGCGUGUGCACCGUCGGAUCGUGGAGGGCGUGUCAGAGGACGAGAUCGAGGCGUCUCAGCCAGGGGAGGGGUUCCGGGGGCAGGUGGCAACACGCCUGCUGGUUCCCGCUACACAGGCAGGCAGUCUGAUAGGGAGGCAGGGGCAGACGAUUAAAGCGCUGCAGGACAGCACAGGGGCGCACAUCAGGAUCCUCUCUCUUGAGGACGUUCCCCCAUGCGCACUGGAGGACGAUCGAGUGGUGGAGGUGACGGGGGAGUACGCGUGUGUGCAUGAGGCAGUGAAGGGCGUCACUCUGCAUCUCAGGCGCUUCCUCUGUGACCACUCCGUGCUGCCGCUCUUUGAACAAUGCCGCUCCUUCCCCCCUCCAAUGGACCCCAGGGGUGCGCCCUACGCGUCCCCCUCUGGCCGCGGGGCGGGAUGGGGGAACCCCCCUCCGGGGGGAAUGCACUCUCCCCCUCACCGCUCGCGCUUCGACCUCCCCCCCUCUGCUGCACCUGACCCCUAUGGCAGCCUCUCUUCCCUGGGCAGCAUGGGGGGUGCUGACAGGUACGGGACAGCCAUGGGAGGCCUGGGAGCAGGUUCGGGAGGAGGCUUGGGUUACAGCCAGCAAAUCAGUCAGCCGCCGCCGCCGCCGCAGCAGCAGCAGCCGCCGCCGCCAUACCAGCAACAGCCGUACCAACAGCAGCAGCAACAGGGGACAGGGGGCGGGUAUGGGGCCACAGGGGGGAUUGGAGGGGCAGGAGGGGCCUCAGCAGGGCCAGCGGGAAUGGAUGCAAACGGGCAGUUGCGGGCAGCACUGUCUAAGUAUGGGAGGGAGACGCCUGCUGCUGCUGCCGCUGCUGCCAUGACCAACACUGUCUCACCUGUUGUCACUCAGGUGAGUGCCACGAUGCAGAUCCCCCUCUCCUACGUCGACGCCAUCAUCGGCCCCAACGGCACCAACAUUGUCUUUCUGCGCCGCACCAGCGGUGCCGCAGUGACGAUUCAGGAGAGCCGGGGGGCGGGAGGGCAGCCGGAGAUGACGGUGGAGGUGCGGGGCAGCGCCACUCAGGUGCAGACGGCACAGCAGCUGAUCGAGAGCUGGGGAGCAGGAGGGCAGCCGGAGAUGACGGUGGAGGUGCGGGGCAGCGCCACUCAGGUGCAGACGGCACAGCAGCUUAUUGAGGCUAUGCCGACCCUGCGCCCGCACCAGCUCCGCCAGCUUCGGCGUAUGGCUCUGCUGCACCGCCAGCUCCGGCGCACUUCAGGCAACCGCUGCUUCGACAGAUUUUGUCGCAUGGCGUCGCAUGGCGGCGAUGCGCCGUCGCAAGGCGACGAUCGGCCGUCGGACGAGGCGAUCUUAGCGCAGCAGAAUGCGAUGCGGGAGGAGGAAGCUCAGCGGUACCCGCUUGUCGGGGAGAAGGAGCCGUUGUCGGCAUUGGCGUCCGAAUACGCAGCGGGAAGCACCACGUUCCAAGACAAGAUCGAGCACCUAGCAGCGGAGUACGAGGCCAUCAGGCGGACUCGAGGCGACGGAAACUGCUUCUUCCGCUGCUUCCUCUUCGCUCUCCUGGAGCAUUUGUUACAAGGCGGCAGCAAGGAGGAGUGCGCACAAGUGAGGGAGCGAGUGGCACGCAGUGAGCAGAGGCUGAGAGACCUUGGGUAUACCGAGUUCACAUGGGAAGACUUUGCUGCUGAGUACCGGGAGCUUCUAGACGCCGUGGACCAGUCAAGAGCAGCAGAGAAGAUCACGGUGGAUGGCUUGUUGAAACGCUGUCAAGACCCCGACUGCUCCAACUAUGCGGUCAUGUUUCUGCGUUUCAUCACAUCAGCUGACAUUCAGCACCGAGUGGACUUCUUCCAUCCCUUCCUGCCUGACUCUGCAGCGGGCAUCGGUGCACCUAACGAGGCAGCAAAGCAGUUCUGUCACAAGGCAGUGGAGCCAAUGGGGGAGGAGAGCGAUCACGUGCACAUCACAGCCAUCACGGAUGCCCUUGCCGUACCCAUCCGGAUUGUUUACCUUGACCGCAGCGCCGGGCAGGCGAAUUUUCACGAAUUUCUGCCCGAGGAGAGUGUACGGGCUACCCCUGCAAUGACGCUGCUCUAUCGACCAGGGCAUUACGAUAUUCUGUACCCCAAACAGAAGUGA